This is a messenger RNA of Acaulospora morrowiae, 1168 nucleotides long. The record is from the annotation of a GenBank genome assembly. NCBI's taxonomy places the organism in Eukaryota, Fungi, Glomeromycota, Glomeromycetes, Diversisporales, Acaulosporaceae.
AGCAUAUUCUCCGCAACAUUUCUACCAAAAUAGAAUUCUUGACCAAUAUGUAGCUAAACGUGCAAAUAAAAUUACACUUCGGCAACUUAUUGUCUUCGGUCGUAAUCUAUCCGAAGAAAGAAUUAUCCGAAGUGGGAAUUAUGUUAGAACUGAACUUGCGAUAAGAUUGGCCCAUAGGAUAAGGAAUUUCCAAAAUUUACCUUUCAUCGUUGGAACAAAUCCGCACAUAGCAAAAGUAUACGAUUUAUAUUGGACUGCGUUUGAAACAUUUAUAAAAUUUCCACCCAUAAAAACAAUGGCGGAUAAUGAUGAAUUUUGUAAAGUCUUAAAAACUCUACUGAAAGAUCAUUUGGUUGUAAUUCCACAGCUGGCUAUGGGAAUUAUGGAAUGUGGUGAGCACUUAACUGCGGAACAAGUUAAUCGCUUUAUGAACACUAUGCUAAGAUCACGUAUCUCAAGAAGAGUUUUGGCUGAACAGCAAAUUGCGUUGACGGAAAAUUGGCACGAUCCUGGAUAUGGUUACGGAUCGGAUGAAAGUGGCGAAUAUAUUGGUGUGGUAUCAACUAAAUGUAAUGCUAAAGAAAUCGUAGAGAAAUGUGCAGAAAUGACGAACAAUUUGUGUAAAACUAUUUAUAAUAUUGAAUCACCAGCUGUUAUUAUAGAUGGUGGGAACGACACUGUAUUUUCUUAUAUACCUGAUCAUAUAGAGUAUAUUAUUUAUGAAUUAUUAAAGAAUUCUAUGAGAGGUGUAUUAGAAAAACAUGGUUCUUUACUAUCACAAUCGCCACCACCUAAAGAUACACAAGCGCAACUUCCACCAAUUCUAGUAACAAUAUGUUCAGGUUUAACGGAUAUCUACAUUCGUAUAUCAGAUCAAGGCGGAGGAAUUCCUGACAGAAUAUAUCCGCACAUUUGGUCAUUUUGGCAUGCAAGUAAUGACAAAAAAAUUUCUCAUAAAUUCACGAAUUUUUCCAAAGUUCCACAAAUGGCAGGAACGGUGCAAGAAAAUAUAUCUCCAGAUUUACGUUUAGGUAUUGGAUUACCGAUGAGUAAAGUGUAUGCUGAGUAUCUAGGUGGUGAACUGACUAUUUUUACAAUGGAUGGUUAUGGCACUGAUGCCUAUAUCAAGAUUACUAAAUUAGGUAAUAAGGAAGAAAAUUUAGUGUGA